Messenger RNA from Fusarium verticillioides 7600, 1206 nucleotides. RefSeq lists its product as hypothetical. The transcript has 2 exons. Lineage: Eukaryota; Fungi; Ascomycota; Sordariomycetes; Hypocreales; Nectriaceae. The record is from RefSeq and is a predicted model, not a curated record. The coding region runs from base 511 to 810 and encodes 99 amino acids.
CCCAAAUCAAUCCAGGCCAUGCCUACCAAUGCGUCGAAUGCCGAGCUUUACCGUCAGCUUGCUGCACUGGAGAGAACAGAUAUGGGUGGUUUUGUUUACCCUGGGGAUUAGAACGUUCCUUACAUGGGUUGACCAGCGGCAUGUUUCUCAAUCCCUUUUAAUCAACCCUGUACUCUAGGCCGAUAUCCUUGGGGGGCCUUCCAGAGAGGGGGCCCACGACGGAUCAACACUGAUCCGAGUAAGGUCUUGGCAACUGCCCUAUUUAAUCUUUCAGAAGAAGGGCCAACAGGAAAACAAAGUCCUCUAUAGACUUUUUCCUGUGUUCCUAUUUAUCAUAGCUAUCUAAACCUGCCAUUCCGCCGCCAACAUAAGCCUCCCCCAUUGAAGAACUGAUUGGCCAUACACCACCCGCAUAACCACCAAUACUGUUAUUAUUGGGGCUACACAAUCUUACCCACGUACUGCAGCCCGGAGUCCGAUAGGUAUUGGGAUAUACUUCUCAGUUUCCUGAUGCAGCAAACCAGGCUAUCACUUGGCUACUUUGAGGAUCAAGAUGAUGUUAAUCAUAGGGACGUUCUGCUUCCCAAGGAUCUUUUCCACCUAGAUGUACGAGAUAAUGCGUCACUGUUAGAUGCGCUCGACAUUAGGGGGUUGAGGGAACUGUUUCAGCGCGAAGGCGUUGGGGGCAAACGUGCCACGGCUGAUCGCCUCUGGGACUUCGUUCUGGUUGCUAAUGAAUAUGUCCUGAAGGAUGUAGCAACCGGGGUCUUCAUCGCCAAGGCAGUAUCUUUGGGCUGGUGUGAGGGAUGAGGGUACCAACAAGCUAUCUUCUAGAUCUAUGAAUAUCUGUAAGCGGGAGUGGAAAUACCAGGUCAGCAUUCGGCUUCAUGGGGCCCGAGAAAGAUCUGGAUGCUUAUUUGGGGCCUGAGGAUGUAUCUUUUGACGUCGCAGGCCGUUUCUCUGAAGCUCGACCAUUGCCUCUUCACUACACGGGACAGAGAUGGAAUAGUGGCUUCUAGAGAUUUACAAAGAUUCGAGCAGCCAUGACUAUUAUGUUUAGACAGGUUAGGUCCUUCCGAUCUCUGUGUCAUCUUCCUUUGAGAAGCCGUUAACAUGAGAGAGUGCCAACCGCUUGUUGUUUGUUUGCUCUUCAUAGGCCUGCAUACGCCCACCUAUAUUCCCAGCCCAAUCCGCCUUGAUGCUCUG